GAAAAAAUGUAUGUAGAGAAUCGAACUUGUAACAUAUACCUACAUUGAACAUCAAACUCUUAACCACUGAGCCAUCGUCGUACUGCGUCAUCGGAAAUAGGUGUAAGUUUACGUCUGUGUAAUAAAUACCUAAUUAAUAUGAAUAUGCGGUGUAUCAUUUUACAAAGUGUUGCGACUAACUCGUUUGUUCGUGAGAAUAGCAACUAAGCAUUUUAGCGAUGACUACGCGUCCAAAAUGCAAAAAUUUGAAAUAUGCAAUGCAUAAUCCGUUAUUGUCUUGCAUUUAAGGUUUUAUUUUGCAUAAUUCAGUUUUGCACGGAUUUGUAUUGUUUUUCUAUAAAAUAGGAAAAAUCAUUAAACUUUACUCAUUCCUUUGAUCGAUUCCCAAUUGUCCACAAUUGUGGUAUCCUCAUCCGUGUUAUUUUCAUCUUCAGUGCUUUUCUUCAAGAAAGUUUGUUAAAAUGUUAGUAAGUAUUUACAUUUACUUUUAGUUUAUGUAUUAUGUUGGAGUUUUUUACAUAAUAAAUUUACACAACAUUUUAAAUACCAUGUACCUAACCGAUUUCUUAAUUUUCAGGUCUAACUACGAAUAUUCAUCCGGUUCGGACUCCCAACUGCCGCUGGCGCCUACGUCUGCGCUAAAAGUGUUGAAAAAGAAGCCUGCGAGCAAGAGGAAGCCGGCGGAGUCGACCCCAACGCCUACUAGUUCUAAAAAGAAGUCGCGUUCGAGCGCCAACGACGAGGCAGGCGCGACCGCAACGUAUUCAUCGAGUACUGGCCCUGGAGGACUCUUCGGGUUUGAGACGGGAGCAACUUCGGGGACGUCGAAGUCUGCAGUGCUGCAGACUUAUUUGACCAGCCGCGUCCCCAACGGUCGAGUGCGCCGGGAGCUCGUCAACCAGUCUGGCGAGUACUAUAUAGAGUUCCGGGUGUAUAACACCGAGAAAGCUGUUGCCUCUAAACCAGAUCAGCGGUGGAAAGAGGCUGAAGUUACUCUUAAAGUAAAGUUAGAUCGGGGGACUCCGCAGUGGGAGAAAAUGCAAUCGUUUAUGCAGCGGAUUCAUAAUUUAUUUGAAGAUUGUGAGCCCGUCUUCAUAAGCGAAUAGUAAUAAGUACAGCUACUACUCAGGUACUUAUUACAACCUUUUCUCUCACUGCUGCUGUUCAUUGAUAUAACUUCACUUUAAGAUACUUAGUAGUUUUUUUCCACUGAAUUUUCAACCAAAUACCUAUGAAAUUAUAAUUGUAAAUCAUACAUUCAUUGUGUAUAUUGCAAUUUUAUGUCGUUAGCGUAUG
Messenger RNA from Pectinophora gossypiella (pink bollworm), 1296 nucleotides. RefSeq lists its product as uncharacterized. The coding region runs from base 495 to 1106 and encodes 203 amino acids. The transcript is spliced from 3 exons. The record is from RefSeq and is a predicted model, not a curated record. NCBI's taxonomy places the organism in Eukaryota, Metazoa, Arthropoda, Insecta, Lepidoptera, Gelechiidae.